This is a messenger RNA of Cannabis sativa, 2943 nucleotides long. Its product is annotated as INCREASED PETAL GROWTH ANISOTROPY 1-like protein 1. The transcript has 5 exons. Gene Ontology annotation, biological process: chloroplast organization. Lineage: Eukaryota; Viridiplantae; Streptophyta; Magnoliopsida; Rosales; Cannabaceae. The record is from RefSeq and is a predicted model, not a curated record. Gene Ontology annotation, cellular component: chloroplast outer membrane. The coding region runs from base 272 to 1555 and encodes 427 amino acids.
UUUUAGACAAUUAGCAAAUUGUCAAAAGCAUCCUUGUUUGAACUACUACUUAAAAGUGAUUCUAGGUGCCAUUACCAGCUUAGUAAAGGGUAAUUCUUAGACAUAACUCGUCAAGUUCAAGUAAUAAAUAAAUAGAAAUUCUUACUUUGAAAGCAAAAUGAUAUAUAAUGCAUAUACAAUAAUAAAGAAAGGAGAUUAAGCAAGCAAUUUCAAUGUAACUGUUAGCCUCUUUUGUCAUUCUUGUGAGGAAGUAAAGCUGAGGUUUAGAGUAAUGCCACGAGAAGACGAUGAGUUAGAGAUCACCCUUUUGAGAAGGCAACUUGAAGAUUCUUUGGUGAGCAAUGGUUCAUUGGCAAAAGAAAAUGAUGAGCUCAGACAAGAAGUGACUCGUCUCAAAGCUCAAAUAAGCUCUCUUAGAGCGCACAAUCAUGAGAGAAAGUCUAUGCUUUGGAAGAAGCUGCAUAAUUCUAUGGAUGGCAACAACAAUAUUGAUGUGUCCCAACAGAAACCAUCGUUUUUGGUCAGCUUAUCAGGGCAACAGAGUCCAGCAAUGGAGAAAAGACAUCAAAAGCAAGAUUUCCCAGAAUCAGAAUUCACUAAGGGAAAACCUGCCAAGGUUCCUAAUCCACAACCAAGCCCGGUUUCCUUAACUUCUCCACCUCUAUUCAAGGAAGUAGUCAAGGACAACAAAGUGUCAUCAGCCACAAUAGGAGGGCCCCCACCUCCACCACCACCUUUGCCUUCGAAAUCACUAGUUGGAUCCAAGGCAGUGCGGCGUGUUCCAGAAGUUAUGGAGCUCUACCGUUCACUGACGAGAAGAGAUGCUAACAUUGAGAACAAAAGUAGUGCUGCAAAAGUUCCAGCCUUUGCACUUACUCGUAACAUGAUUGGAGAGAUCGAAAACCGAUCAACUUACAUCUCAGCCGUGAAAUCAGAGGUGGAAAAGCAAGCAGAGUUCAUCAACUUGCUGAUAAGAGAAGUGGAAUCUGCAGCCCACAAGAGGAUUUCUGAUGUGGAAGCCUUUGUAACUUGGCUUGAUGAGCAACUAUCUUCCUUGGUGGAUGAAAGGGCUGUCCUCAAGCAUUUCCCACAGUGGCCCGAACGAAAAGCAGAUACCAUGCGUGAGGCUGCUUGCAACUACAGAGAUCUAAGGAACCUGAAAAUCGAAGUUCAGUCGUUCGAAGACAACCCGAAAGAGCCACUGAGCCAGGCCUUGAGGAAGAUGCAAGAAUUGCAAGACAGGUUGGAGAGGAGUAUCAACAAUGUAGAGAGGACAAGAGAAAGUACUAGCAAGAGGUAUAAGGAUCUCAAGAUCCCUUGGGAUUGGAUGCUUGACACAGGACUCAUUGGCGAGAUGAAACUAAGCUCACUAAGACUGGCCAAAGAGUACAUGAAGAGAAUAACCAAAGAAUUGCAAUGUAAUGAAUGCACAAGAGAAGAAAAUCUUCUUCUUCAAGGAGUUAGAUUCGCUUAUCGCAUCCACCAGUUUGCAGGUGGAUUCGAUGGAGAGACCAUUUAUGCGUUUCAAGAACUAAAGAGAGUAGGACUAGUAUGAUCUUGGUAAAUCCAUUGACACACAACACAAGCUAUUGAAAUCAAAGAGCAAAUACAGUGUGUAUUGAGGGAAGGGAUUGCUUUCUUCUCUUUUUUCUUUUUUUUUCGGUUUUUGAAACACAUUAUCUUGCACCCUUUCAAAAAAAAAAAAAAAGAAACACAUUAUCUUGCCAACAUUGUAGAUCGCAUUUGAUCAAAUAAUAGAACUAUAUGAGCUUUAAAAUGACCUCCACACAACCUAUUUUCUUAGUGAAUACACGUAAUGUGCAAAAUGGGAUAAAAAUAACACGUAACUUUGACGCUGAUAGUCAUUUGGCAAGAUCAUCCAUCGACCUUGUUUUGUCAAUAAUUUCUCGGAAAGUAAAAUUUCUAAGAAAGCUUAAAAUAAAGAUAUUUGUCUUUCACAAAACAAAAAUUCAGGAAACUUGACAAAACCCAACCUCUAAAUUUAGUAAAAUUGGUGAACUUUGCAGAACUAACAAUAUGAAAUAUUAAAAUUUGUAAAACAACCUCACUUAACCAUAAGUGUCGAAAAAUAUAAAUCUAUGCUAGUACUGUGUAAUUUUGUUAAGUAACAUAUUUACUAACAGAAGUUUUCGUUUAAGGUUGUUUUGACAAAGGACUCGUCUCCAUAAGAAGAACGUGAUAUUUUCACAUACCAUAUCUCACUACCAUGUAUAAAUCACGCUAAAAACUGAUAACAUCCACCAAAAAAUAUCUAAAGGGUAAUAAUGCUUCUAUGCAUUACGCUUAAAAUAAAGAACACCCAACUAAUACCAACACAGUAAAGUUUUGUCACUCUUGCUCAAAUGAGAAUUAAGAGAAGUUUCACAAAAUCCAACUUUAUACGUAAGAAUGAUAUUUCCAAUAUCAUAUCACCAUCAUUUAUAGUCACACCGAAAAAUUUUACAAUCCAAGUGCCAUAAUCCAUAAACAAAAAUACCAUUUUGAGAUUUGUGUGAAAAUUUAUGCAAAAUCACACAUUCUGCAUGCCCUAACAUGAUGUAUUUAAUUAUUAAAAAAAAGAGUGGAAAUCGUAAUACUGAGUAAAAAAUUGCAAAAAAAAAAUGAACAAAGCAAAAAUCUAAUAAUAGAUUCAUAAGAAAUUUGAGUUUAAACAAAAUAAAAUUCGACUAGCAAAUGUAGCAAAAAUCUGGCUAUUAACAUAACCAAAAAGCUUCAAAAUUACUCCUAACACAGACUGAAAUAAAAUAAAUAGAAAAAACGACAAUCAAAACCGAUGAGACCGACACGCCAACGGCAGUGAGUUCAGGCGAAGGAAACGAAGUCGCCGCCGCCACGAAUGCUGCUGGUGCUGCUAUCACUUAGAUCGCUGUCUCAUCUUUCGGCGCUUCCUCUUCAAUCUCCUCAUACGCUUCUUCUUCCACU